UAGCAAAAUGUCAAAGUUGGUGAGGUUUACCAAAUUGAAGAGAUUACACUUCAUAGCUACUAUAAAUACCAUUGUAACCAUUUAGCUUCAUGCAAUAUUCCAGCUACACCUCUCAUUGAAUUCCCUCAUCUUCUGUCCUACAAUGGCUUUCUGUCUGCGAUCACCUUUGUGCCUUCUCAUUGCUUUUCUUUAUUUACAAACACUAGUCGGCAAGGCUGCAACGUGUGAUGACUGCUUUGUUCAAUCUCGAGCAGCUUAUUAUCCAAAUUCUGAAACACAAGGAACAGAGAUCGGUGCUUGCGGGUUCGGUGCGUUUGGAGCAACCAUUAAUGGUGGGGAUGUGUCAGCCGCCUCUGACCUCUAUCGCAAUGGGGUUGGCUGUGGUGCUUGUUACCAGGUGAGGUGCAAAAACGGUGGCUACUGCUCGGACAAAGGAGUAACUGUAGUUAUAACUGAUUCAGGCUCCAGUGAUCGCACAGACUUCAUCCUCAGCCAACGAGCGUUUGCCCGGAUGGCUCAAACAACUGAUGCAGCUGCUUCUCUAUUAUCUCUUGGUAUAGUUGAUGUUGAAUACAGACGUGUCUCAUGCAGCUACCCAAACAAAAAUAUCACAAUUAAGAUUGAUGAGAACAGCAACUAUCCUUAUUAUUUGGCUUUUGUCAUAUGGUACCAACAAGGCAAGAAAGAUAUUACAGCUGUCCAGCUAUGUGAGACAGAAAACUUUGUCUGUAAGUUACUGGACCGAAGCUAUGGAGCAGUUUGGACGACUACCUCACCUCCAACUGGACCCCUGCAAAUAAGGAUGCUAUUCAGUGAUGAUGAUGGUGAUGAGAAUUGGGUUGUUCCUGUGAAUAACAUACCACAAGACUGGAAAGUGGGACAAACAUAUGACUCAGGAGUUCAAGUGAACGUAUAAACAUACAACAGAUUCCAUCAUCAAAUUUCUUCAUAUUAUAAGGGUCAUUUCUUUUAUUUAUAUGUUUCAGCUUUAUUCAUUAUUAUUUUCAAAUAGAAAUAUGCUUGAAUAAGAGGAUUAGCAGACUAGCAGGAUUCCAUGAUGUAAUCACUGAUUUGUAAUUUUUGACCUAGUCGAAAGAAUUAAUCUUUUACGUAGUUGUUUAAUACAGUGACUUCCUGCUAUACUUCAAAUAAAGUGUAUCUUCUGUAAAGAGUAUGCUUUACUUAGAGGAUUAAUAGCAGAAUUUUAGUUUAUCAA
Molecule: messenger RNA, 1216 nt
Organism: Argentina anserina (silverweed cinquefoil)
Lineage: Eukaryota; Viridiplantae; Streptophyta; Magnoliopsida; Rosales; Rosaceae
Product: expansin-like B1
Exons: 5
Coding region: 143-916 (257 amino acids)
Cellular component (GO): extracellular region
Source: RefSeq, a predicted model, not a curated record